Messenger RNA from Aspergillus versicolor CBS 583.65, 912 nucleotides. RefSeq names its product MBL fold metallo-hydrolase. Bases 1 to 912 code for a protein of 303 amino acids. Lineage: Eukaryota; Fungi; Ascomycota; Eurotiomycetes; Eurotiales; Aspergillaceae. The record is from RefSeq and is a predicted model, not a curated record. The transcript is spliced from 2 exons. Gene Ontology annotation, biological process: secondary metabolite biosynthetic process.
AUGCCCCUACAAACAUACCACCUCUCCUCCUCCCCCAAGGGGCUCUCCAGCAUCACAACCCUAAUCGUCGGCACCAGCGAGGCCGUCCUCAUCGACCCCCCCUUCCUCAAGCCUGAUGGCCUGGCCGCUGCAGCCUGGAUAAAAACAAAGAUCGAAAACAAGCCACUAAAGGCCGUCUUCGUAACCCACCACCACCCAGACCACUUCUUCGCCGCAAACUCAAUCUUCGAGGCAUAUCCUGAGGCUAAAUUCUAUGCAGCGCCCUAUGUCCUCGACGGUAUUAACCGCGAGUAUGAGCAGAAAGUCACAUACUGGCCUUCUGUGUUUGGGGCGGAGAAUGUCUAUGAGGCGCCCCGCAGGCCCGAGGCGUUUGGGUUUAGUUUCUUUGUGCUAGAUGGAGAUCCCGAUAGUCCGGUUGUGCUUCUCGGACCGCUGCAGGGUGAUAGCGUGGACCAUACGCUGUUUUGGCUGCAGAGGGAGAAGACGAUUAUCUGUGGGGAUGCGGUUUAUGGGAGGAGUACGCAUGUCUGGGUAGAGGAAGUCGAAACCCCUGCUCUGUUAGAAGCAUGGAACAAGACGCUGGCCCUGAUUCGGGCGCUGCAGCCUGAGAAGCUCAUCCCAGGGCAUAUGGAGACCGGCUGGGAGUUGGAUGCGAAGGAGGAUCUCGCGCACACGCAGAAAUAUCUGGAUCUGUUCUCGCGCAAGAUCACGCACGCGCCGGCGAAGCCGACCGUGCAGGAGCUGUUUGAGUUCUUCAAGAAUGAGUUUCCGCAGUGCAAGGAGAAUCUGGAUUUCUUCCUGGGCCAUCUGUCGAACCAGUACGGGGAGGGAGGGCAGGUCUGGGAGGAGAAUAGGCACCAUAAUGUUGGGGCGAGGACCAUUCAGGGCCUGAAUGGGUAUUGGUUUAAGUAA